AAAAAACAGGUAGAACCCUCGAAAUUUCUCUUUUAAACCCCAUGGUAAAUGGAAAUCCCCUCUGAGCCCUGUAAAAUCCCCUGAAACCCCGAAAAAUUGUGCUCCAGUGAAGGAAACGAAGAAAACCCCCCAGUGAAAAAAAAAUGAAUUAAGAAAAUUCUGAUGUGGUCUUCGCUAUCCCAGACGUCAACAGACGGACCCAAACAUCUCCCUGAACCUCCGAAAACCCCACAAUCCCCCCAAAAUGAUGAAAAUAUCAGCGCUGAACGAGGAGUCGAGUGAGGAGAGCGAUGAGGAGAACAAUCUCCCCAAGAUUACGAAGGAAGCUCAGGAGCAAAUAGCCCUGACGGAGUACAACAAAGCGCUGGAGCUGCUGAAGGAAUCAAAAAUAGAGGAGGCCCUGCACAUCCUGAAGGACCUCCUGGAGACGGAGCUCCUGGACCAGGUGGAGAAGCCAGAGGUCCCCGACGGGAGGACUCGCCCCAUGCUCUCCCUGAAGUACUGCUGCUACAAGAACAUCGGUGGAAUCUACGCCCAGCUCAAGAGCUACGACGAGGCGAUCGACUCCUACUGGGCAGCAGCCAACCUCGACGACACAGACGUCAUGCUCUGGUGCAGGAUGGGAACGCUCGCCCUGGAGACGGCGAACCUGGAGUUCGCCUGUUCCUCCUUCAAGCAGGGCCUCAAGUGCAACCCCAACCACUGGCCCUGCCUUGACAGCAUCAUCACAGCCAUGUUUGCAGUCCCCGACUACAUGAACUGCCUGUUGUACAUCUCGAUGGCCCUGGAACGUGACCCGAGCUACGUCAAGGGCCUCGCCUUCAGGGAGAAGAUCUUCAAGGACAUUCCCUUCUUCCAGGAGAGCUACAAGCUCUUCAACCCCGAUUGGGCCCUGGACCCACCCCUGGACACAGACUACGACCGAUGCCUGGGGGACAAGCUCCUCGAGGAAGCCAAGGACGUCGCUGAGAGGUGGAUCGAGGCCUGCAGACCAGACUUCGAGUUCAAGCCCAUCCCCGAUGUUUCCCUGAAGAAGCCCCUGGAGAAGCACACGUGGGUGGAGCUCGGGGAGUCCCUGAUAGAGAUUCACAAUUACAUCACUGAUAACAACCUCAACUUCAUCAGUAAACUGAACCUCAAUGUGGAGAGGCCACGAGAGCCCGAGGAGUCAGGAGCACCUGAAGAAGACGACAAGAUGGAGGAGACAGAGAUUUCCCUGGAGAAGGAGGAAAUCCCCGAGAAUAUAUCGGAGCCCAGCUUCGAGAUAGACCUGGAGAUCUCGCCAAAGGGGGAAAAAACCCCUGAGAAAUUGGAGGACCAGCAGGUGCCUGAGGUGACCCUCGAGAUGGAGGUGGACCUGGAGGAGGAGGCGAAGUCCGACCCCUCGAGUGACAUCCAGAUAAUCGAGGAGGACCCAUUGAGGCUGGACCCCCAGGACAUAAAAAUCGAGGACGAGGAGAAGCUGGAGGACCCAGUGGACUUCCCGGAGACCAUAAACAUCUCCGACGACACAGAUACGACCCUGAAGCCCGAGAACUCCCUGGAGAACAUGCCAGGCUCCACCGAGGACCCGAAGCCCUCCCCUGACAAGCCCGAAUACAAAGCCCUGAGGAACGACAAGUCGAACGAGCACUCCGAGACCAAGGAGGAGCAGCAGAAGGUGAAGAAACGGCGCAGGAGUUCCCUGUGUUUUCUGCAGGAGUGGGCGUGGAGCAGCAGCAGCAUGAGGAGGUCCCCCAGGGUGAGAGGGUCCCACCGAAGGGAACCCGAGAGGGACGACGUCGAGCUGGAAGAGACGAUGAGAAGAAUAUUCUCCAGCAAUUUGCUCCCUGACACAGCCAAGAUCAUCAGGGACGACCCCCUGAAGUCGAUGGACGACUCCAUGGACACGAUGGACCUGUACCAGCUGUUCACCUCUCAAGAGACGACCAACACUGACGGCAUCAAGAGCUCGGAGAGCUCCAAGUCCCCGAGUCCCCUGAACCCCGAGGAGGACGUAAAAUACUUUGGCUCAGACCUGGAGACGAGUGACGUACAGGACUUCAUCAGUCAGCACUCGGGGAAGAGCAACCUCAUGGUGAUAAUAGCAAAGUUCACGGAGUUCCUGUCCACCAAGUGGAACCUGGAGUGGCCUGAGGAGCUCACUGACGUGUACCUCCAGUCGUACCUCUUCACCAGGGAGCACAUCCCCCACUCGUCGCCGUUCGGCGACCCUGAGGAGGACGAAUCGCUCCUGAAGCACGAGGGAGAGAUGACUCUUCUCUUCUGCGAACUCCACACCGAUAAGUGGCUGAACAAUAGACCCGAGACGGUGCCAUCGUCUUCAGUGGAUCGGUUUGGCACUGGGAUACCCUCUGAGGAGCUCGGCUACAUCAUCUUCGCGAGUGUUCGGGAGGAUUUAAACGAGGAUCUGGUGUUUCUCCUGAGAGUCCUCUGGGUGAAGGCCAAUCUCUUCAUGUGCCAAGGGGACACUGAUGUUGCGAUGAAGACUCUGGGGCUUCUGAUCCACGACCUGCAGCAGUCGGACUCACAGAUUGCCUCAGUGAAGCUACCGAACUGCAAAUAUUACUCUAGGAUAGCCCUUCCAAUCGUCCAAAAACGACUGACGUCGAUCGAAAGAGGGAAGAAGCUGGGGGAGGUCCAGAGGCUCUACGACGAGAAAAAGUACUCUGAGCUCGCCCUCAUCCUCCAGGAGACGUUCAAGUACGCGAAGCAGAGGAACGAGGUGAUGACAGUGCUAAAGCUCAAUGUCGAUAGGGUCAAGCAGUUGUCGAUGCUGCUGGAUUGCCUCUGGCAGUUGGAGCAGUACGAGGACUGCUUCAUCUGGGCUGAAGCCUGCCUCAACGAGGCAUGGCAGGUUUACAUCAACUCUGUAGACGAGUCUGAGCGCAAGAAGUGGGGUCAGAGUGUUCUGAACUGUCUGGAGAAGCUCGAGACGUGCGUCGACAGUGCUAGCACUACAGUCAUCAGGUACCUGGACGGAAAAACAACGAGACUAGUUCAGAAUCUUAUUCAGAUAACUUGUCACCAGUUGGACGUGCCAGAGAGCUCCAUGGAGAUGCCCCUGGAGACAGUCACCCCCUGGAUCCUCCUCCACCACGUUCUCCAGUACGAAGAGGACAAGGAUCGAGCUAAAUCCAGGCAGUCGCAGAAGUCAAAGCCCACGGACUCCCACGACUCAGACACCGAAGACGAGGGCAAGGACAUACCACCCCCCCUGAUGAUCCUCUUCACUGGUCACGAGUUCCUGGGCAGGCACGCCUGGUGCUGCAUGAACGAGGCCAAACUCCUGCUCUUCACCCUGAAGACAGUCAUCCCGAGGAUGUGCGGAGCCAGGCUGGCAGUCCUUCGUGAGAAAAUCGAUAAACACUUGGAGCAGAUAUUCUGGUGUUUGUACGGCCACCCCAGCAGAACCAAUAAGACCAAGCCGAAGCACCUCGAGGACCACCAGGUGCCCACGAUCCCUCUGACGUGGGACGUGGCCCAGUUGCUGUUCGAAUUCUACAGGCCCGAAGUCAUCCCCGAAUUCGACUCAGCCAGGCCCAUGUCCAUCACAGCUGACACCCAGCAUCUCUUCAAGAAGAUCAGCUCCCUCGUUCCCAAGGAGCACGACCCCAGUGAACUCGUCGAGGAGAUGACGAAUUACAUCGUUGGGGAGCACGACAGGAGGCCCUCGGUCAGCAAACCCCUGCCCUACCAGGUGGAGGCUCUCUACUAUCUCCUCGCUGAUCAUCUGUUCAAGAACAACAACUUCUCGUCGGCUGUCAAGUACUACACAAUGGACGUUGUCCUUCAUCCUGGUGCCUUCAACUCCUGGGCAGCCCUCGCAAUGUCAGUGGGGACUGUCAUGGGAACAUUCCUCAACAACUGCAAACCCAUAGCCGACAUAAAUAAACUGCUGGCCCAAGGGAAAAUGGCGCAGUGCAGCUUCGAGAGAGCUGUUGAGAUAAAGCCUGGUCACAGUGUCAUGUGGAUUGAGUACGGCAAUUUCGUGUACAUGGUGCACUCGUUCUGCUCGAGACUCCUCAAGCAGGAGUCGGACACCCUGAGCAUGGAGAAGUUCGCGGUAUUGGAGAGCAGGAAGGAGGACACGUUGGAGGCUGCUGAGAAUUGCUUUCAAUCGGCCAAUCGAAUUUACCUGGCGAAUGUCGAGGACGAGCCGCAGCUGCAGGACGAACGGUGGCUGUAUCACUACAUGCUGGGGAAGAUUGCGGAGAAGAGGAAUGAGGACCCGCCGGUGUUCCUAGAGCGCUACGAACGGGCCAGUGAACUUUUGUACAAGAACAAUGCGCAUUAUCCCAAGAGGAUAAGCCUGAAGAACGCCAACAACUCGGCGGUGGAAGCACUGGAGGUCCAUUACAGGAUCCACGCAAGUAUUCUCAAGUACCUGGAGCAGCACGAGGGUAAGCCCCUGAAGAAGUCCCUGGGGCAGCUGUUCCUGAAGCACCUCCUGGAGUGCGCGAGUGGUCCCUUCAUGCAGUACCCCUCGAAGCUCAACAGGAGUAAACGAAAGGAGGAUUUCAACGAGGAGAAGACCCUCCUGAGGGACGAGGGUCCAUCGCUAGAGGCCAUCCCCAGGAGCAGGACCCAGGAGAGGCGUCAGAAUAGUGUCGAGGAGAUCCCGAUGCCCGAGAGGACAGAGACAAAGGGGAGAUCUGAUAAUAAAAAACGAGCGAGGGAGCCAGGGGCGGAGGAGCCCUCCAAGAGGAUGAAGAUGGGGAAUAUUUCUCAUCUCGAGUUGAUGCAGGACGUGCUCAGUGUGAUCGACGAGUUGAUCAGUAAAGUCUGCGAGAUAAGCCUGCAGAGAGAGCAGAAGGAUGUCUCGAGUGACGAAGUCAUGGUGAUAUCCAGCGAUGAGAGCGAUAAGGAGAGGUCGGGGGAGAAGAAGCAGGACUUCGUGGGGAAAUCGAUGCCUGCGAAUGCUCAGGACAUGAUGGACGACCUCAUGAAGCAGAUGCUGAAGGAGCAGCCGGUGCAGAUUGACGAGGAGGAGAGCAGGAAGAGCGAGGGCAAGUGGAUGCAGCACGAGGAUCUCCACGGGGGCGAGGGCUCCUGCAAGGACAGGGAGUUCAAGGAGAAACCUGGGGAGAAGAAGAAGACGCAGGUGAACGCUGUCAAGGAGGAGGCCACUAUGAGUCGAAGGGGCUCACAGGAGAGCACCACCACUACUUUGACCACUACGACAAAUGAGACGAAUAACUCGAGUUUCAGCAGCAGCGAUGAGUCCAGUAGCAGCGAGGAUAGCUCUGACAGCGAUAGCUCGAGUGUUGACAGUGACAGCGACUCCGGGGACAGUGAGGGGGAGAAGAAGAAGACUGUGGAGGAGAAGGAGGAGUAUCUCACAGAGGCAGAAGUGUCAAAAAUCAUCAGCUACUGUCUGGCAGGCCUGGAGCAGUGUGUCUUGAGAUUCCCAGGGCAUUACAAGUCGAUAUACCGUCUCUGUCACUUCUACUUCAACAACAAAACAGUCAAGGACAACAACAAAUGUCGAGAUCUACUCAUGGGGAUAUUCAAGUGUCAGUACCACACAGGGAUGACCCUCCAGGGGCUCUUCGCCGACCGAAAAAGCACGAAUUUCUUCAAUGGUGUUUGGCGUAUCCCGACCGACGAGAUCGAUCGCCCGGGUAGUUUCCCCUCGCACAUGUCGAGAUGCGUUACCCUCCUGAUGCAGGUCCUGAAGGGAACCGACGACAGUCGAAUGCUGAUGGAGUUGUGCAUCCAGCUUCGAAAAAUCCCCGACGCAGACAAAAAAUACGUCCGAGAUUCGGAGCGCGAGCAGUUGUCGCGUCAAGCGUUGACGCUGUGCCUGCAGUCCCUGCGGACGAGGGUCCAGGUGCUGGUUCCUCUGAACGUCGGCGAGAACCCCCAGCUCUUCCGCACGGACUCUCAAACCCACGUGCUGCUGGACGUCUACAAGAUCUACCAGCAGGUCCAGAAGAACUUCCAGGGUAAGGAGAUCCAGGCGUUCGCAACCCUUCUAGUGGACACCUACAAGUCCUACGUUGGGAUAAAAACACCGGAGGGAAAUCUCCUGGAGGCGGCGCUGCGCUUCUGCCAGCAGCAGAACCUGGCGAGGAAGAACGCCCACCACCAGAGGUCAGAGGGCGCAGGAGUGGGGACGCCCUCAGUGGCUCCAUCAGCCUCGAGCCAGCCGAUAAACCCCCCGAGUCAGCCACCACCGGUGCCCACGUCGCCCCAGGCCCCCCAGCAACGGAAGCCCUACAAGUCCAGCGGCACUGGACGUCCCCGAGGACGACCGCCGAACGUCAACAAGUACCUCUCCAUGCAGGCCGGGAGCAUGAUGAACCCCUUCAACAGCAAGAACUUCCCAGGAUACAUGGGGACAGCUGGCAACCAAGCGAUGAUGACUCCCUUCCUCAUGAACCCCUUGAUCGACCAGAACAUAAUCUCAGCGAUGCUGGGGGGCGGUCUAGCGGCGAAUGUGAUGGACUCCCUGUCAAUGAUGAAUUACCUGAGGCAGAUGGGAAAUUACGGGGACAUGAUGAGGCAGUACCCGGGCAAUUUGGCGCCGAUGGGUGGGGGCCUCGCGGGCUUCGGCAACCUCUCGACCCCCCUGUCCAGCUCGAGUGGCACAUUGCCGACAAUGAGCACGAUAAACACCUCGAGCACGAUGCCCCAGAGUGGAAUCCCCGGGAUGGGCUCCAUGAGCAACAUGGGGAGUCUGACGGUUCAGCAGUUGCUGAAUUUGCAGAAUUCCACUGCUUCAACCACUGCUGCCAUGAUGUACAAUCAGUCCAAGCCGACGACGACAUCGUCCUCAUCGAAGGAUCACUCGCACUCGGUGUCGAUCACCCCAGUGGGGAGCAAUCCCAAGAAGAGCAAGCACGUGCCCCACGGGGAUAUCUCUCACAUGAAGAUGCCGCAGUCCCAGAAGCCAGUGCCCUCGACGACCCAGAUCUCUCUGCUGAAGCCCUCGGUGAUCCAGCCACCGAAGCAGAUGUCGGCCCCGCAGAUUCGCGUGUCCAAGAGCCUGACUGAGCCCCAGCCAGCGCACAAUGCCUCACUGUCGGUGAGCCCCAUGAAGAGUGCCAGCCCCUCUGGGAUUAAUCUGCCAGUGAGCCACUCGAGUCUUCAGAACUCUGGGCUGAAUAUAAAACCAGUGCCCAUGGGGAUGCAGAGGGGGACCUCGCUGCAGCAUAAAUUGUUGUCGAAGAAGCAGGGACAGCCUCUGCCCCAGAAGGCCCAGCAGAAUCCACUGAAGAAGCAGAGGGUGUCUAAAUCACAGGUGUCUGGGCUGGCCGGGCCCUAUGAGAGACUCUUGGGGAUGGCUGGCUCACCCUUUAUCCCUGAGCGCAGUGGGAUAUCUGUCAGCCCUGUGAGCCCGGCCAUGGCCUCGAAAAUCCCUCCCAAACCUGCCUUCAGGAAGUCCAGCAAGCCCAAGGGCGUGGACAUGACUGGAGCCAUUCAGAGUGGCAUUUCAUCUGCUAAUACUGCUGAGACUUACUCGAUGCUGUCGCAGCUGCAGCAGCACUCGCAUCUGGAGAUCAUUCCGCAGAACAAGGCGCACUUUGGGAAGAAUCUGCCAGUGUCGUUGAGUGUUGUACCGCAGAAGGGGGCGGAGGGGCCACGACCUGGGGGAACUGACUCUGUGGCGGUUUAUGAGCUGCCCAGGAAGAGCAAUCCGGCGAAGAAGGGGGAGAAGAGUGUGAAGGACAGUGUGGAAAUUAUCACACUCGAUGAUUGAGGCUUUAGGGAGGCCUCUGAUACUGCCACAUUAUGCUUUGUGAUACGUUUUAUUUAGGUAGAGUAAGUGUAUAUUUGCAUUCUUGUAUUUAUUCGUCGUUUUUCAUGCCAGAAAAUAAAUAGCGCGUUUAUACGACA
Messenger RNA from Diachasma alloeum, 7842 nucleotides. Its product is annotated as calcineurin-binding protein cabin-1. The coding region runs from base 245 to 7705 and encodes 2486 amino acids. Gene Ontology annotation, molecular function: protein binding; nucleosome binding. The record is from RefSeq and is a predicted model, not a curated record. Gene Ontology annotation, biological process: chromatin organization. Gene Ontology annotation, cellular component: nucleus. The transcript has 6 exons. NCBI's taxonomy places the organism in Eukaryota, Metazoa, Arthropoda, Insecta, Hymenoptera, Braconidae.